Messenger RNA from Hippocampus comes (tiger tail seahorse), 3806 nucleotides. It is a transcript of the gene dstyk, whose product is annotated as dual serine/threonine and tyrosine protein kinase. The coding region runs from base 627 to 3440 and encodes 937 amino acids. Gene Ontology annotation, molecular function: ATP binding; protein kinase activity. The transcript is spliced from 14 exons. Gene Ontology annotation, cellular component: cytoplasm. NCBI's taxonomy places the organism in Eukaryota, Metazoa, Chordata, Actinopteri, Syngnathiformes, Syngnathidae. Gene Ontology annotation, biological process: cellular response to fibroblast growth factor stimulus; positive regulation of ERK1 and ERK2 cascade; negative regulation of apoptotic process. The record is from RefSeq and is a predicted model, not a curated record.
GCCUUUCCCUACCGGGACCCCGCCCUCUAUUUUCCAUAACUUCAAUCUGACGGAUUUUCUGUUUUGCUGUGAUUUGAUGGUUUGUACGUUGCGGCAAGACUUGCUCCCUCGUACGGCACCACAUGAGACCACCUUUUGCUUCCUCAUCGUCCCCGAGAGACACUACUUUCAUUUUGGCGCCGUGUUCGGAAAGAUGUACGUUGGUUCGUCUCGGUCGGCGGCACUUUAGGAAGAUAUUUCUACCCGAAGCGUCACUCGGAAAACUUCCACGUUUUUUGGGGUUGCCGCCUUGAAUCGUUUUGGUCCACAGACUGCGAGGUCAAAGAGGUGGUUAUCCCCGAACUGUAUGGCUGUCACGUUGUUCCAGCGCGGUCUUCCUGGACAUUAACGGCGAUGAUUGUCGUGUCAGGCCAAGACGAGGGCGAACAGGCAUUGCCAACCGGCUAACAACGCUAACCCAGGCGGGGAUUACCAUGUGGGCGAUCACAGUUUAGAACAUUUCUCGACUCCCCCCGUCAACCUCCCACUGCUCUUGAAAAACAUAUCUCACGGGCCUCCAACGACUGACACAAAAUGCAGACGUAACGACGGAUGAAGUCGGUAAGCUAGCUCUUGUUGUCGCUGCGAUGUCGCACAAACUAGGAGCACACAAAUUUGCAAUGGAGGGGAAUGUGCAGCAAAAAAGCACCCCCCUAACUCGGGAGCUCACACGGAUAUUCAGCAGCUACAACAAACACUCCGCUCUGCUCAAGAAGAACCUCAAGGAGACCAAUGCCUUCUUCCGGGAAAUCAGACAGAACUACAGCAACGCGUGUGCAUCAGCCAUGAGCUCGGAGUCCGCUUCUCUGGAGGCAGGGCAAUUAAGCUGCAUCGCUUUCCCGAGCCACGAAGAAGAGUUCCUGCGCAACACUGUGGGCGCUGCCCCAUACAUCUUGGUGCUCGGGCAGAACUGCACUGCCCGCUAUCAGCUACUCAACUGCCUACUGGGCGAGAGACUGCUGCCGCUGGGCCCCGAGGCCGGCGAACCUUGCGGAGGUGUCCAGGGCACCCCGUGCAAGAGGCGGAAGUUGUGUUUCACCCACGGGAGACAGACGCGACUUAGUCUGGCGCUGCCCGGCCAGUACGAGCUGGUGCACCAGUUGGCGGCGAACCGCGGCCGUUGGGAUACGGUGCCACUUGAGGACCUGGAGAUCCACGAGGAAUGCGAGGACCCCGCACACAGGCUCGCUGAGCUGGAGAUCACCCUGCAUCACCCUUUACUUCAGGAAGCAAAGGUCAUGGUGGUGCCUUGUGCGAGCGUCCAGCCUAUGGAAGAAGCCCUCGAAGACUGCACUCGGAACGUGAUCCCUAUCAUACUGUAUGCCACCAAGGAGGAUUCCUUAAACGCGGAGCAGGUGGCCGAGCUUUGGAAAGCCAAAGAGAUGCUCUCCUUUCCCAUCUGUUUCAUCCGCCUCCCCGACACGAUGCCCGCAGCCUCGCCGGAGCCCAGCCGCCGCGCAGAGAAGGACAAGGAGCGGGAGAAGAGCGCUCUCCAUAAGCAGCUGCUCUCCCUCGGCUUUCUUAGCGGCCCGACGGGAAAUUGCUCCUGCGGGGCCCCCACACAGAUGCCCGUCCCGGGUGCCAAGCCGCAAAGCAUGCUUGGUGAAGCCUUCGAAAGAUUACACAGGCUGCUGGUGCCUUUUACACGCCAGGUGCUACAAAACCAACAGGUGGAGGCCGCCAGCCUGCUCAACGGGCUCCACUGUCGCUGCCUCGAUCUUUUCAUAAACCAGGCCUUUGACAUGCAGAGAGACCUGCAGAUAACCCCCCGCAGGCUGGAAUACACCCGUGAGAAAGAAGGGGAAUUGUUCACCUCCCUCAUGGCGAUUGCUAACCGCAAACAAGAAGAGAUGAAGGAAAUGAUUGUGGAGACACUUAGCAGCAUGAAAGAGCAAUUGCUUGAGGAUGCUGCCAACUUGGAGUUUACGGACAUAAUAGUCACAGCCAAUGGCGAGCCUGUUACGUCAAAGGAGAUCAAGUCUUGCAUCCACCAGAUCCAGGAGCUGAUUGUGUUGCGUCUGAAUCAGGCUGUGGCCAACAAGCUCAUCAGCUCUGUGGACUAUUUGAGAGAGAGUUUUGUGGGAACACUGGAGCGAUGUCUCAGCAGUCUGGAGAAGUCCCACAUCGACUCGUCCGUACACAACAUCACCUCCAAUCACCUCAAACAGUUAUUGAACGCUGCCUAUCACGUCGAGGUCACCUUUCAUUCGGGAUCUUCCGUCACGCGACUCGUGUGGGAGCAAAUCAAACAGAUCAUCCACAGGAUAACAUUUGUGAACCCACCUGCCAUCUCGCACGAAUGGAAGCGCAAAGUGGCACAGGACGCCAUCGAAAGUCUCAGUGCUGCCAAAUUGGCCCGAAGCAUCUGCUCCCAGUUCAGAACGCGCCUCAACAGCUCCCAUGAGGCUUUUGCAGCAUCCCUGCGUCAGCUGGAGGAAGGCCACACGGGGCGAUUGGAGCGCACCGAGGACCUGUGGCUGCGCGUAAGGAAGGACCAUGCCCCACGACUGGCCCGCCUCUCACUGGAAAGCCGUUCCCUCCGAGACGUGCUGCUGCAUGGUAAACCAAAGAUAGGCCGUGAGCUGGGCCGCGGCCAGUACGGAGUGGUGUACUUGUGCGACAGUUGGGGGGGCCGCUACCCAUGUGCCCUGAAGUCUGUGGUGCCACCGGAUGAUAAACACUGGAACGACCUGGCUUUGGAGUUUCACUACACAAGGUCGCUGCCCAAGCACGAGCGGCUCGUCGACCUCCACGGCUCCGUUAUCGACCACACAUACGGGGAGGGCUCCAGCAUUGCCGUGCUGCUCAUCAUGGAGCGUUUGCACCGAGACCUCUACACCGGCCUCAAGGCUGGUUUGUCACUGAGAGAGAGGCUUCAGAUUGCGCUGGAUGUUGUGGAGGGGAUCCGUUUCCUGCACAGUCAAGGCCUUUUGCACCGAGACAUCAAGCUCAAAAAUGUUCUGCUGGACAAGCAGAACCGGGCCAAAAUCACAGACCUGGGCUUCUGUAAACCAGAGGCCAUGAUGUCCGGCAGCAUUGUCGGAACCCCCAUCCACAUGGCACCGGAGCUGUUUACGGGAAAAUAUGACAACUCUGUUGACGUCUAUGCCUUCGGGAUCCUCUUCUGGUACCUGUGCACCGGUUCUGUAAAACUCCCGGAAGCCUUUGAGAAAUGCUCAAGCAAGGACCAACUCUGGAAUAAUGUCAAAAAAGGUGCCCGACCCGAACGCUUAUCCUCGUUCGACGAGGAGUGCUGGCAGCUGAUGGAGGCCUGCUGGAACGGCGACCCUUCCCAGAGGCCCCUGCUCGGCAUCGUGGAGCCCGGCCUGCAAAGCAUCAUGGUCCGCCUGUGCAACUACGACUCGGAGCAGAAAAGCAGCAGCCUGGAGGACUCGAACUGAAAACACUCCCGACAAACUAAUGCACACGUCAUGGGGAUCGUGGUCGUCAAAAUAUAUUUUUUUCCUCAUAUUUAUGAAAGGACGCUUGAUAGCCAAAAAUUGUGACCCAUGUCUUUGUCCUUGUUCACGUGUGGGGAUUUAUGUAAUUUAUGAGGGGAUCCAGAUGUUUGCAAAGAUGUUUGUUUUAUUGUUUAUCUGUAUAGAAGUCCUCCACUUUGACAUGCUAACUGCCACUCAUUCACAGAAAAUGUUACUAGAUGCAACUUUUAAAUGUCGUCCGUUACAAGUAUUGUGAGCAAAAAAAAGAUAAGAUACAUUUUAGACUGUAUUUAAUGUCUGCAUCUACACCAAUACCCUUUUUUUAAA